Molecule: messenger RNA, 1375 nt
Organism: Saccostrea cuccullata (small rock oyster)
Lineage: Eukaryota; Metazoa; Mollusca; Bivalvia; Ostreida; Ostreidae
Exons: 2
Coding region: 332-1375 (347 amino acids)
Source: RefSeq, a predicted model, not a curated record
GAAGAGAAAAAGGAAAAAUGGUACAUAAGGUGUGCCAUUUUAUUUGGUUCUGCGAAAUGGCGAAAGAGGAUAUGUAUAGAACUUUUUAAUAGAAAAAUAUUCUCUGCAAAAAUCAUUGAAGAAGAAAUUAAGAACUUACACAUUAAUUGUUUUAGUGACAUGUAUACAAUUUCCUACGCAUAUUGUGGAUACAUAUUUAAAGGGGGUGAGAAAGGUCAAAGGGGUAUCAAUACUAUUGUAAUAAUUGUAUCUGAAACAAAAACAAACCCUCUAUACAGUAUACAUUCAGAUAUUGCUGGUCUUGUUAUAUUGAGAGAAGAAAAUGAGGUAAAUGGAGAGGCUAAAGACGUUUUAUUAUAUGAAUCAAAAAAGAUCUCGACACCCUUCACUAAGUUCAAAAGCUUUGGAUGAUUUAUUUCAAAAUCACAGCAACAUAACCUUACUCAAUAUGUCUGGUGUACGAUCGAGUGGUUUCGAAACUUCAAAAUGUACAAUUGAAAGAACAAACUGCGUCGUUAUACAUUGUCAAGUAAAGGGAUUCAUUCCAUUUGGCGAAAUGUCCUUUCCAAAGGUUAUUGAAGGACAUACUGUAGAUGUACGUGAAGCAACAUGUAAGUUUGCAUUGGAUCCAUUACGCAUUGGAAUGAAAAUAGCGAAUCAUAACAGAAAUGGGUUUGGUACUCUUGGUGGAUUUAUUGAUUCUACUGGCACUUUCAAUAAAGUAUUUCUAACUUGUGCUCACGUUGUAUGUCCGAUUGCUACUUUGUUGCAAGCUGAUUUUACCAUAGAAACGGGGAGACAAGAAGAACGUGUAUUUGAUGGAACAGAUGGCAAUGAAAAUGGCCCUGUUGGCGUUGUUGAAAAGGUAUCCUUCCAACUAAAUGAUCUAAGCAAAGUGAGUGUUGAUGCUGCCUUGGUUGGUAUCAUUAAUCGUGAUCCAGUGGAUGGAAAAUUAGCUGAAGUGUAUAAAAGAGAGCAAAUAUACGUUGCAGGUUUUUCGGAGACCACUCUACCGGAAUUUAAACAUGGUGAAAUCGAGACUAUAUCUGAUGAUAAUUUUAGAAAUGAUGUCAUCAAAGUAGGAGCUAAAACAGGACUCACCAUUGAAUCCUUGAAGUACGAAAACUCAUGUGCAAGACUUGUUCAUCAUGAUUUAAGACUUGGAAACAACAUCAUGCGUACUUUUUGCAACCAGUAUGAAAUAAGUCCAAGAACCGAUUCUUCUUUACCGUCAGAAACAAAACAACUCUUUAUAGAUGAGAGUGACUCCGAAGCAUUGGUAUUUAUCGUUAAAAAUAACAAUCCUGCCUUGUUAAAGUGCAGAGGAAUGACCGUUGCAUUUACUUUCGUACAAGAUAGUAUCCAAAAAAAUUAA